This is a messenger RNA of Condylostylus longicornis, 1543 nucleotides long. RefSeq names its product protein TIS11 (gene Tis11). The transcript has 4 exons. Gene Ontology annotation, molecular function: mRNA binding; metal ion binding. Bases 32 to 1471 code for a protein of 479 amino acids. Lineage: Eukaryota; Metazoa; Arthropoda; Insecta; Diptera; Dolichopodidae. The record is from RefSeq and is a predicted model, not a curated record.
UUAUUCUAUAAUUCAAAAUUUUAAGAGAAUAAUGUUAUGGAAAUUUGAAAUGCAGAAUCAAUCUUCAUCACGUACAUUACUACAACAACAACAAUCAGGAGGAAAUUUAACACAACAGGAUGCAUCUGUUGUAUCAACCGCAAACUCACCAAUAUUUACACAACAGCAAAUAAAUGCGAUUGCAGCACAAACACAACAGCAACAACAAAAUAAUAACAAUAAUAAUAAUAAUCAACAGGAUCAACAAAAAGCGAUAAGACAGGCAUUAUCUCGAGCUGUAUCCCAUCCCCAAAAUGGCAAUAAUGUUGUUACCUGGGUAAAUACAUUGAUUGAAAAUAUGGGUGGUGGUCAUCGAAAAAUUGAACGUACACAAUCUGAACCAUUACCGCAGCAAGUUAAUGCAUCAAGAUAUAAAACGGAAUUAUGUCGACCAUUUGAAGAAGCUGGUGAAUGUAAAUACGGUGAAAAAUGUCAAUUUGCUCAUGGCAUGCAGGAACUACGUAAUUUACAACGUCAUCCAAAAUAUAAAACUGAAUAUUGUCGUACAUUUCAUAGUGUUGGUUUUUGCCCAUAUGGACCGCGUUGUCAUUUUGUACAUAAUCAAGAUGAAGCACGUUUUCAGCAACAGCAAGAACAACAACAAGCAAGAAUUGCAGCUGCUGCUGCUGCCGCUAUCGCUGCACAACGUAAUGCUGCUGCCGUUGCUUAUACACGUUUGGCAACUGUUGCAGCUGCUGCUGCACAACAACAACAACAACAGCAGACACGUCAACAAUUGAAUUUAAAUCAUUUGACAAAUUUAACAAAUACUAAUUUACAACAACAGCAGCAACAACAACAACAGCAACAAAAUCAACAUCAUCAAUUACCAUUAAGUCCACCAUUAAGCAUGUCAACUGGUUCUGAUCGUGCAUCACCAACUGGUUCAUUAUCACCAACAAGUUCAAUGGUCGGUUUCCCAUUCAUUGAUCAAAUAUCACCAAAUAGCAAUACAAUAUUACAAUCUCAACAAUUUUCAUUUAAUCCAUCGCCACCAUCUAGUCCAGCACAAACACCAUCUCCACCACCAACAUCUUUAACAUUAUCAUCAGCAUCAUCAACAACAUCUUCAUCAUCAUCUUCAACUUCAUCAACAGCUGCACAAUUAAAUUUAAUUGGUGGUGGUAAUUGUGGUGGUAUUAUUAUUAAUUCUAUGAUAAAUGGUACAUUACCGCAGCAGCAGCAACAACAACAGCAACCAACAACAAUAAAUGCACAUAGAAUUUUACAAAAACAACAUUCAUUAAAUCGCACUUCACCAAUAUCAAUAAUUGGUACAAAUAAUAUUAGUAACAAUAAUAAUAAUAAUGCAAAUAAUGUUAAUACAUUAUUAAAUGGUAAUGGUGGUGGAUCACCAAGUGAAGAGGCACGUUUACCAGUUUUUAAUCGUUUAAGUAAAACAAUUGAUGCUUUUAGUACUUUUAAUAUUUAAACAAAAUAUUUAAUAUUUGAGAAAAUAAAUUAACUUUUAUUAAAAUUUAAUUUGAAAAAAAAAAAAAAAAAA